AAUGCAAACCACGGUGACUACAUUCAACGCAUUGGUGCAUGCUGCAAUAUCCAUAGAAUGUUUUCUCUUUUAUUUCAUAUUUUAAUGAGAAAGUAUGGUAUAAAAAAUCACACACUUUUUCAUGUGUACUAUGGGAAUUUCAUGGCCACUAAAUACAGAAAGAAUGUUGUCGACAGACUAACUAUAUUGCUGGGUUUCAGUGGUGGCUUACUGAGUCUGUUCACUGGCUUUAGCUUCAUGGCAGGUUUUGAGGUAAUUUACAUCUUCACAUUGCAACUUAUGUACGUAGGUCAUCCACCUGACACGAAAGAUAACAGGACUGCUCCUUUCCAAUGUAGAAGAAACUUAAACAAGAAAUAA
Molecule: messenger RNA, 360 nt
Organism: Schistocerca piceifrons (Central American locust)
Lineage: Eukaryota; Metazoa; Arthropoda; Insecta; Orthoptera; Acrididae
Exons: 3
Coding region: 58-360 (100 amino acids)
Biological process (GO): sodium ion transport
Cellular component (GO): membrane
Molecular function (GO): sodium channel activity
Source: RefSeq, a predicted model, not a curated record